UGUAUAUAGGCAUUUGCAAAUAAUUUAUUUUACUGCUUAUAUAAAAGUUCAAAGCUUUCAUAAAUAAGCGAUGGUAGCCAUGUAUUACCAAGGAGAGGAUGAAUACGGUCAAAAUCCCAAGACACUAUGCGAUUGGGUCAGAAAUUUUCGUUUAAAGAAAUUGCAAAUGAAACGCAAAUUACGUUCGGGUGGUAAUCUUCGUGUAUGCGCCAUUUUAUCAACGGCUUUAAUGAAUGCCGAACUUGAGCUGAGACGCAAGCAGCAAGAGCGUUUCCAACGCUGGUUGGAAUUUCAAACGAAAAUCAAUAAAUCAGCUAUAAAUAAUCAUCAUUCCAAAGAGAAGGCUGAAUCGGUAGUGAUUAUUGACGAUAAUAAUGACAAGUGCCGUAGACAACGCGAAGAAAUUACGAAUUUGUGGAAAUGUGAACUUAGUGAAUUAGAUAAUUUUAUGCGUAGUAUUAGUAGCAGCAGUAGUAAUAAGACUAAUGCAUACGUAAAUGCUUGUGGAGCAGAUGUUUCUGGUGAUCCUACGCAAAAGACUGAAAGUGGGAUAGAAAAUAGCAAACGACAUGUUCAUCCAUCAACUGUUCGAGUGCAAAGUUGAAAAAUCUACAUAUUUAUUGUUCUAAGCUGUUAAAGCCAAAUGUAGAAUUAAUUAUUCCCUAGCCAAGAUAGAAUGAGAUGCGUGCGUGUGCGUGCGUGUGUGUGUGUGUUUGUGUUUGUGUUAUAAUAGUUUUUAUUAUGCAAGCUUUUCCAUUUGCAGUCCCUUGGGAACUGUGUCUACAUUGCCAAUAACCUCUCGGACGGAGCCAUUAUGACGUGGCGUAAAGGAAAUAGAAGAAAAGCACAUCAUGUGUUGAAUAAUGUGGCCAUUUCGAUUCGAUGAUAUAAUGCAGAUCAAUGGGCUUAUAUUUAUGAGGUCAACGACUGAAUGGAAAUUGAAUCGAAGAUUUUACAAAAAAAAAAAUCGUUGUUACCACAAUGAACCAGAUAUACACAGAUGCACAAUUGUAAUGUGAGCAUCAUUUAUAUGUGGAGACACGAGGAGAUGACAUGAAUAUAAACCGUGCAUAUUCUUUGAAGAACUUUUUGCAUAAACCUUGAAUAAAGUGGUUUGGUCACUGAGUGAGUUUCUUUCUGUGUGUACUACUAAAACUUCGGAGUGUACUCGACUCCUUUAUAAAAUUAAACUCCAGCAACAUCCUACAAUACAUAUGUUCUUCAAAAAGUACAAAUUCUACACAAUUAUAAACAAUAAAAGGAUUAAACAUGCCUGAUAAUGAAUUGAUAACCACUGUGGACUACCCAACCAACACGUUGCCUAACGAGGUUGAUGGGCAUCCAAAAGCAAACGAGUGCGCAGAGCGAACAAUGUUAGCUGCUGUGACCGUUUCCAGUGCAGGAUUACUUUAUAUAUGGUAUCAAGUUAUUGCAAAAAGCGAAAUAUGCAUUUUUGAAAAUUUCAGUAUUUCUACAAAAGUGUUAGCUGCGAACAUAGGAUUCUUUCUUGUUCUGCGUUGUUCUGAUUUGUGGGUUGCCUAAAGGAAACUGCUUUAAUUUCGUGACAAUUGUAGUCGGUGUCGCCUUGCGCAUUUAUGAUUAAAAAGCUUCUUGCCGUCGUAAGAUUUCUCUGUUUAUAGUUGUUUAACUUACAAAUUCUAUUGCAGAGCGUUCCGCGGUACUAUCAAAGAGGAUCGUGAUUAUCGUUUAGAGUAUAAAUUUAUUUUGAGAUAUGAGUAUUCUCGUAUUAGACCUGAGUAUUAAUUUUUUUGAAACCCGUUUAUCAGUAGAAUUUUUAAAAAAUUUUAUAGCACUAUGAAGCAGAUGAUCCGUGCCUGCCCAUAGUCUACCAAUGGAGAUUAGUACUACUGGACCUAAAUUGUCAUCAAGCUAAACGCUAUCAGUGUUAAGGUUAGACAACUCUUAUUACAUAUAUAUAUAUAUAUAUGUGUAUAUAUAUAUAUAUAUAUAUAUAUACAUACAUUCAAAUUUCUGGAUGCACUGCGUAUAAUAUCACGUAAAUUGAAGUACUUGUAUCAGUAUAACGAUUUAUAUUCCAUAUUAAUUUUGCAGCGUUUGUUAAACGAGUCCAUUUAAGCUUUAAUAUCAACUUUUGGAAACCAGAGAAAGUAACCAAAAACUUGCUAAGCAUACGUAGACAUAAUUACCAGUAACUUGGGAAUACUACAGUUGCAAAAACUUAGAAAUUUUUUCAAGAAGGCAAGCUACAUACUUAUGAAUUCUAAAUAUGGAAAAUUUCUGUUUUGUAGCCACACAAAAGAAAACAAAAUGAGAUUACGCAAAAAAGGAUUGCAUUACUAUCCUUGGGACUCAGUCAAUGUGAAAUAUUGACAAGCUUUAGUAAAAAGCUAUUCAGGUUUACGAUUGGAAACUUGUCUAGGAUCGCGCAAUUAGAAUGAGCCUAUGCUUAUCCAUUGAUUUGGAUAAUUACCAAGAGAAUAUGAGAUUACGGUGUUCAAGGUAUUAAAUUAUAAAAAGAAAUAUCGAAAAUUGUCUGCAUUUUAGCGUUAUGACGCAGUUGAACGGUGCCUGCGUAUAACUUUCGUAAAACAUAAGCUGGCUUGUGUGUUCGAGUUAAGCGUAAUCGUGUGAACUAAGCAAAUUAAGCGAGAGGACAUUUAACUAAUUCUUGUUCUAUGACUCAAUUUCAACUGGUAUCUGCGUCUAUAGAUUCUUAUAAUAAGAUACAGGCGUAUUUGCCCGCAACUCUCAAGUUGCAAGUCUGCUAGUCAUAUCAAAAGCAAAGAAGUAAGCAAUCAUAACGAAUUUCUUAGAUUAACUGGGUUUUUGCAGGAUUGCAUCGAGUGACUUUAGCACCAGCGUCGCAAUGGAAAAGUUUGUAACGCAGUAUAUAAUUUCAUGUAAAGCUUGCGAGGGCUAGAGAGUGUUGUGACGUUGGGCAUAAUAUACUAGAUUUAACUUACGCUUGUAAACAUUUUCUGAAGGCAAGAUUCUCUUACUUUACAAACGAAAACAGCAAAUUCUAUAAUUUCUAGCGUUGUGACAGUUGAUCCGUAUGUGUGCAUAAUUAAAGCAAUGCAUUCAGCUGUAGAGAGCCCAUUUUAGAAAAAUAAAACUAAGCUAAGCAUCACAGUAAGCGAACGUUGUAAUUUCUCUAAAACUAAACGCGUUCUUACAGGAUGAUUUAUAUUAACGGCCUUCAACUGGUCUUUUUUGCGUAAUGGGAACAUCAACAACGGAUUGUACAUUUAAUGUACGUCUACGACGUGUUUGUAAAACUUUUAUCAUCGAACAUAUAGCUGCUUUUGAAUUUUAGUAAGCCGCCAUGAGAUGUUGUUUUCAAUUAAUUAGUCUUUUUACAGAAUAUUUAUGCAAAAGUACGUACUUCGCAUCUCACUUGAUUAUUGCAACUGUGCUUCGGAUUGAUUUGGGCCACAUAAUAAGCUUCCCUCAUGAUCAAGUCAAGUAUCUAUUGCGCAAUUAGAGUAAGCUGUGAUAAGAAACUUCUAUCAACUAAUCAAGUUCUUACAGAAUUUAUAUAAGACACGAAUGGUUGCAUAUUAUUAUAAUAAACCCUCCAGUUUGUCCAGGCUAUAUUCUAUACGCUUGCUGUGCACGAUCCUAUUCAGUAGUAUCUGAGUAAGACACAUAAAAAAUCGUUUCUAUCAACUAAUGAAGUUUUUACAGAAUUUUACAAAACUUAUGUCGAGUUCAUAGUUAAGCGUAAAAUUAAAGGCAGCUAUAAUCAAAUUCAUCGUAACAGGAACGAGUUUCAUAAACCAAGUAACAAAUUAUAUUGUAUUGAAUAAUUACGUUUUUUUAAAAACAGAAUUGGAAAUUUGCGGAAAUAUUGAACUACAUCAACUCUCAUCUAUCAACAAUACUUGCACUUUUUGCACAUCAAGAAAUAGAGUAGAAGGAUUAAGUAAGAUGCGUAAAGAUUUUAGUGUUAUGGCAACAUUUUUUUUAUAUUCAUUUACGAAAUCUAACGUCGAUGCAGGUGCGCAUGGAUACACACAGUGAAAACCUUUGUACAAUUUAAGAUUUCAUAUGCAAUCAAAAGCAGUUCAAGUUCAUAUUUUAAAAACUUUGCAUGAAGCACUGACAACCUCAAAUCGAAUACUUAUUGUAACCUGUUUUAAAUUAUUUUUAUCACUCAGGUAACAUGUUGGGAUUUCUAAGCAGUACACAUGUUGCUUAAUCCAAUAUAAGCAAGCAUGUUUCUAAAUUAAAUACAUUCUUUUCGAGGAGAACAAUUGAGUAACAGAUAUUUACCUAACAAUUCUCCAGCAACAUGUUGAACUACAUGCAUCUCAUACGCCCUUAGUUGUAUGUUGAUCUUAUUAGUUUGAAUGAGCAAUGUUUUGUGUGAUAUACAUAUCGGUAAAAUUUUUAUGGCAUACAAGACGAAUACUUCUAAUGCAAAACUCAGAAUUAAUUAUUGGAGCGUUAAUGUUGAUAGUAUUAAAACAUUUACGAAUUGUAAAUACGUUAUUCCUGUUUUUGCUUUUGUCAAUGAUAAUUUUACUUGCAGCCUGUGUAGCUAAGAAUUACAAAUAGUGUGUAUUUCGGCUAUAAUAAUUAUCUGUACCCUUAUGAAUUAAUUUAAUCGUCAUAUGGCGGCGAUUAACAGAAAUAUGGGAAAGUAAAGUGUGUGCGUCUAUGGGGAAUUGUCAUAUGGCGAUUAUUCCUUUAAAAUUUUUGCAGUCACCAUAAGGCGGCGAUUGCUGAAGGGUUUCUAUACGUCAAAUGGCGGCGUAUAUCUGUUACUAAAACUAGACGUACGAUAAAAGAUUAAGGCUCACUAGACCGAUGAUUAAAGAAAAGUUGAAUGAGAGGUUUUAGCAGACAUGUCAUUAUCAUGUUCGAGUUUUCAAGUAGCUUCUUCACAAAUUCUGCUUUCUGUGAUUAUCUGAGACGUUGAUAUAAAUGAAAAAAAAA
This is a messenger RNA of Glossina fuscipes, 4923 nucleotides long. RefSeq lists its product as uncharacterized. Bases 71 to 604 code for a protein of 177 amino acids. The transcript has 2 exons. Lineage: Eukaryota; Metazoa; Arthropoda; Insecta; Diptera; Glossinidae. The record is from RefSeq and is a predicted model, not a curated record.